Messenger RNA from Pocillopora meandrina, 6148 nucleotides. The record is from the annotation of a GenBank genome assembly. NCBI's taxonomy places the organism in Eukaryota, Metazoa, Cnidaria, Anthozoa, Scleractinia, Pocilloporidae.
AUGGCAAUUCUAGAGAGGGGUUUCUUUUUGUUCUUCCUCGCCGUGAUUUUGAUCCUCUGCCAAUCUUUUGCUCAACGUUCCACAAGUAGGGCCAACAGAAAGCUGGCAGAAACGAACAGGCUACGAAACGGAGAAGGUAAGAGUAACCAUCUAAAAGAUUAACACAAAGCAUCUGUGUAAGCGUAGCUUUUCCACAGUCUAUUCGAAGAGUCGAAUGGAUAACUCUGUCAGGGGUUGAUCCACCGGUUAAAACUUGAUUGAGCCAAUUAGGAAAACAGAAAGGAUUUUACCGAUAUUUCACUCUAUUUGGCAUUUUACCAAGAAGAACAUUCUAGAUGACUAGGCCACUUACGUGUCGAGUACUUUUUUGAGACAAUGUAUAUUUUUUUUGCUCCCCCUUUCCCUUCUCACACUCUGGAAGGAUUGAAAAAAUAACUCACUGUAUGAAACAAAGUUACCUCUCAUUGUAUAUUCCACAAGCUUUUAAACUCAAAUGGGAAACAGAAGUUUGGUCACGAGAAAGAUCAAUUCAUACGCCAUAGAAAGUUGUUGUUUCUAAAAUGUUCAAGGAACAGUAGUAGUUUUGUUUUCAGUACACGCAUGCGCUUUCAAGUCUGAAAACAAGGGUACCUUUCAUAAACCAUCCCAUAGGCUUUUGUAUUUAAAUGAAAAACAGAAGCAGUACAUUCACGGGAAUUAACAGUUCCCAAACCAUAAAUUGUCUUAUAGCUUAAACGUUCGAGGAAUACUUUUGAUUUCUUUUCGGUGCACGCAAACAUUUUCAAGACUUGCAGCAAAACGAAGCGAAGCUUAAAACAUUACGAUAUUUCCAUUAUUGGACCGGAAUCAUUGAUACAUUCUUCUUUAACCAAAAUCGGUUUUCACUAUAUCUGUACAGCUAUUUUUAGUCACAGAAGUGAAUACAAUUUGUCGAAGCCUUUUUUUUUAAUAUCUAAAAUAAUUUCAUGACUGUAUCAGUAGGCAGUGGUGGACAAAGACUGAAUAGAUUUGUUUAGAUGCUUUCGUAAGGAAAGACUUUAUACAUAUCUGAUAUAGGUCGUCAAUCUUUCUUCUUUUCCAAUGCCAAAAAUAAAAUACAGAUAUUUACACGUACAUGGCCGUAAAAGCCUUCGAAGGUUAAGUGGCUGUACUCCCUUGAGACAAAAGUUCAUCAUUUUCCUGUUUUUGACGGUUAAGCUUAAAACUUUUCCGUCAAUCUUAAGCGCACACACAUGACGUUUUCCACAGUGCUAAUCACUUGUCUCAUGUCAACACAGUAUAUGAACUAACUCACCACAGAGGUGUUUGUAGCUUAGUCAUUGCACUAUCCUAUCUCGAAAUCGGAAGGUAUGACACUCGCAUUUUAUGGUAUUCAAUAUUUCCUUUCCUUUCUUUUUCCUCACACCGAAACGAUUACGAGACGUUUAUCAUCCGAAAUUAGAAAAACAAAGGGUCUUAAUGAACUUUUACUCUAGAUUCCGGAAGCGUUUGAACCAAACCUUUUCGGCACGUCAUAAAAUGAUAUUCUAACUCACAUGCCCUUAAAAAAAACAUCAAAGAUGUCAUUAAAAAAAAAUAAUAAAUAAAUUAAAAAAAAAUAUAUAUAUAUAUAUAAUUGUGGGAAAUUGUAGCAAAUGCUAUUGGAAAGUGCUCAAUACACAUGACUGUAGAGCGAAAUACAAUUCAAAAUGACUAAAAUGAAACACGCAUGAUUCUCCGUAACUCUAAGUUUCGUGCUUACGCACUCGUCAGACAGAUUUAAAUCUGUCUGACGAGUGCGUAGGCACGAAACUCAGAGUUACAGGGAAUCAUGCGUGUUUCAUUUUGGUCAUUUUGAAUUGUUUAUAUAUAUAUAUAUAGGCUGAAGGGUUGGUACAUGUCCGCAGAUAGACCAAGAAAGAAAUAUCAUUUUACCGUGACAACCAAAUCGGUUUUCAAUUUAACCACAUCUGUAUUGUAUUAAAGCAGAUCACGCAACAGAUACAUACUCUACAAGUUUGUGUUAAUUUUUUGUGCCCUUUAUACAAAAGGUUUAAUUUCAGACCUACCGUAAGUGGACAGCGGGUGUCUCUAAAAAGAGAUCGGUUUCCGUGCACCCUUAUGUAAGGUAUUUAAAGUAUUAGUUUCGCAUUUACAUUCAAAAGGAAGCAACAAUCAAACAAAAUAAAAUCGGUUUUUCAUGAUAAUCGAUGAAAGAUGGUUCAACAGAUGAAUACUCAGCAAAGCGUGUCAAUUGUCAGAGCCCCCUUAAUUUAAAGCUUUAGUUUCUGACCAGCAAGAACCGCUUUGAGCACAUUUGUUUUCAAGAGUUCCGUGAGAGGGGUGCUCAAUCUACUUAUCUAGUGUAAGCUAUGAGUAUUCCUUUAUUACCAGUGCAGUAAAAUCAUCUAGAUAUUUGCAGUAUUAAUUACUGCCAAAUUUUUCCUCCACGCGUUAUGAUAAACACUUCUCAAUUUAUCACUUGCCGAUCUCAGCGACCUUGCUUAGUUUAAAAGAAUCACAGUAACAAGUGAACUGAUCACUACAAGUUAAACUUUGACUGACGAAUAUCAGAUGUCCCUUUGGUACCAAUUUUAGACACCGUACUGAUACCAUCAGUUUUAAAAAUGAAAACAAUGACGGAAAGAUCUAAAUCUAUGUAGAGAUUUUCCAACCGAUAUGUACCCUUAAGGAAUUUUAAUCCUUAAGUUGAAAAAAAGUAAUUAAUUUGUUUGCAACAUCUUUCUAUCUUCACGUAAACAAGUUAUGACCUGAGUAAACUAUUAGUUACAAAGUGUCUUCUUCACAGGAGUCAAAUUAUAUGGACUUGUUUACCUAAAAUGUAUAAAAACCUGAAGGUAGAGAUACGAUCAAAUUUUCACAUCACUUCAGAAGACUUAGCGGUCGUUUCACUGUGAAGUCACGAAAAGGAACAUUUGCCAAAAUAAACUUCCAGAGUGUCAUAUCAUUAGCUAACGCACGGAAGAUAUAAAGGCAGUGCGUACAACACUUUAAACAAAGUGUUAAAAGAUAAAAUCUAACGUUGACGUUGGAUUGACUCAUAAGUAAUAGAGGGAACAAAUCAAACUUUGUAAUAUAAAGACUUUGUUCACGAGAAAUUAAGGAUAGCCCAGCAAUGCCAGAAAUUUGUUGAGAACUAUACCAAUGUUUUUUGCGCGCGGAUCCGCCACGGAUAUCCUAUCUUUACCGCCACAAUUUUUGCAGUCCACGUAAAGGAAGGCGUUCGCUUUUUGGUUACAGCAAGCCUACAACGCGCAUUUUUACUUGACAUGCUUUGUUAACGCAGCUCACGGUUUGAAUUGCAACGCACCGAUCAGGUCCCAUUGGCGCCUUACUUUUAAGGAGUCAUCAAAUUUAAGUGCGCAUGCGUUUUAGCAUUUCAUAGAGCCCGCAAAUUUAGACACUAAGAAUAACCAGGAGCCCAUUACUAAGUAAUGGGCUUCUGAAGAAACGCAAUUUAAAUAGUCUUUGAUGUAGUUAUUUCUAUAACCCACAGUUCAAGACAUGUGUAUAAAUAAAUCCAUUUAUUUUACUGACGGGGAAGUAAACGAGGUUCCAAGUUUGUCACUCGGACUCCGUGGGGUCAGGUUGAGCUUCUCUUUCAACUGAUCGACGGCCGAGCUUUCAUUGCCAACAGAAAACUGACAUAACAAUUAACCAAUCGCUUCUUUAUGAUGAAUUUACCAGCACUUCCUUUUGUGAAUUUUCUCUCGUAGAAUGCAAAGACAAAGGUUCACACAGUACUUGUAAGAAAAUUAUCACCGAACUGGGAUAUAGAGUGUGUUACACGGUCAUAAGUCAGCUGAAACUCAAGCUGGAAAGAAGCUGUUCCGCUAGUUGUCAUUAUUGUAAGUAGCUCUGUCCAGUGGUGCAUCCACGAAAUAUAAUCCUUGCAAUAAUCCUUGUAGCACAGUAAAUGAGUAAACAACCGACCAAAAGAGCAAUAAAAUGAAGACAAUUAUUUCAUAACCAUGGCAUCUACAGGAGUGACAUCCGUCUUGAUAAAAAAAUCGACAACGCGCUUCAACGAAAAACACUUGGUUUAAACUCAAAGGGUGUGUCAAUCGCGAGUCGAAAUCUUUUAAGCAUUUUCCAGUGCCCCCUCUGAAUAAAAAGGAAUAAGGGUGAGUCCUUGUUACGAGGUUUUCUUGGAACCAGGUUGCUACCCAGACAUGAACUCAGAAAUGCCCAAGUCAACAAUGGCUUUAAGCUUCUCAUGACAGUUAAAAAUACACCUGUAUGUAAGACUGGGAUAGGAAAAAAAAUGAUGAUAACUGAUCCACAAAGCGAGGAAUGACGCUUUUUUUAAGGAAGUGAGAAAUCUAAAGAAUCCAGAAUAACAGCAAUAAUAAAUAAAGUUGAUAUUGUUUGUCAAGGUGGAGAACCUCUCGAAAACUGCAGAAUAAACAGGAAUGGAUGUUGUUGGGAUGGUAGAACAACCAGUCAAGAUCCCUAUGGCAUAAAAGGCUGCCCUGGUAAGUAAAAUAGCAAAGGAAAAGAAUGCUGCUAUUGAAAUGAAAGGCUCCUAAAACUCAGCUCAAGGAGUACAGGAUUAACCUAGACAAGAGAGUUUGGUCACAGAUACCGGUGACGGAUCUUGGAGAGGGCCCCCCUACCUCCCUUGUUUUGGGUAAAAAAAAAAGAAUCGCAGAAAGAAGAAAAUCCGGCAGGGCUAGCGACAAAACCCCCCCCCUCUUCGUAACUUCUCUCAGUGAUCUUAGUAUGGUGAAUAAAUGAUAAGCUUUAGUGUCAGGAUUUUCUACAAUAAUUUAUGAAUAUCCCCUCAGUACACAUACAAAACGAAGGGGGACUCUUAACGUAUCAAUGUCCUCACUGGAACAACUGUGUUUCUUUAGAAUAUAUUUACUCCUCACUACGGAGAGGAAAGGGUGAAAGGGAUUACCUCGUUAACCUUUUGACUUCUCAAAGUGACGAGCAUCUAAUUUCUCCUUACAAUACCACUGCCGAUCAAAAAUCAAGGUCAUGAGAAUAAAGGAAACGAUCGCCUAUAGGAGAAGCUCUUGAUCGUUGUGUAAAUUCUUCUUGCUUGUACCAUGGGAAAUGAAUAGAGAACAGUAUGGAGAAAAUACAUUUUGAUUUUACGAUCUAAGGGUUAAACGUCACACCUGCUUCAAGUCCAUUGUGACGGUGGCACACGCGUAUUACUGCUCUUUUUGACCAUUUGUUCAAGAAAUCUAAAAUUCAUAUAUCUAUCUGGUAACCUUGAUUCAAAAACCCCGACCGUAACAACCAUAUGAUCCCCCAAAACCCAACCCCCCCCCGGCGAUAAUGAUUGGUCCCUAACGGGGAAGCCCAAAUUCCCGAUAAAUGAAUGACGCUAUUUUCUGAUUGUGCUUUUUUUUCUUUGGGCGGUGUCUAUAGAGUGCAAGGAUCAUUUUUCUUUGUGCAAACGAUUCAAGAAGUUUUGCACACAGUCACGACGAGAAAAUAUCGAGUUCAUGGAGUUUCACUGUCCAUUGACUUGCGGCAAGUGUAAUCACAGGAAUUUGCCAAUAAACGGACAGAAAAUCCGGAUGGACGAUUGGAGGAAAAUUUAAUUGCUGAACUAAGAAGGUAAGUAAAUCGACUUUCAUUGCAAAUCGCGCACCUAAAAAAAAAUGCUGAAGAAGGCCAAAGUACGUGAACUUCCUCGUUUGUGAAUCUGUUGCCAUUUUCUUAAGUAUAAACACGUCUAACUGUCAUCAGCCACGCUUGGAUCAGUUAGCGCGGUUAGGAAACCUAACAGGUGAACGAGGUUGGGUCAGAAUCAUGAUAAUCUAAAGCAUGAGUAAAAGGCUUCAACACUGAAGUAGGUAUUACUGAGUUAUAAUGAUCAAAAGUUCGUUUCUCUUUCAGAGAUUUGGUGGAUGGCAAAGUCCUCUCACAAGAUGGAACGUCAAUUGUUGUUACAUUUAAAUGUGAGGUUGCCUUCAAAUCAAUGACUAUGGAGGACCAAUGCUUUCAUUACACUCUUGCCAGCUGGAUGGUGAUUUUGGGCAAAUUUUGAGGGAGCGUCGAAAAAAAUUCAAGAUUGUAUUGAUUUUAAUUUCCUUUGCACUGUGAUUGGUCUGGAAAGUUCUCGACAAAGUUUAAACCAAAUACAUGCUGCAUUUGUUUUUUCAGCAAUUUAGACAGUUUUCUGAGAAGU